Molecule: messenger RNA, 1164 nt
Organism: Sabethes cyaneus
Lineage: Eukaryota; Metazoa; Arthropoda; Insecta; Diptera; Culicidae
Product: fringe glycosyltransferase
Exons: 8
Coding region: 1-1164 (387 amino acids)
Biological process (GO): regulation of Notch signaling pathway
Cellular component (GO): membrane
Molecular function (GO): O-fucosylpeptide 3-beta-N-acetylglucosaminyltransferase activity
Source: RefSeq, a predicted model, not a curated record
AUGACACACCGAUGGCGAUGUCUCUGCGGCAAGCAAUUCGAUGCACAGCAGCGCCGUUGCCCGCCGGCCGGCAGCUUGAUGGCACUGCUGCGGCUAACCGGUAUGCGGGGUCCGGCAAAGGAAACCAAGAUCGAUCUUCAGUAUGGUUCGACGGAUUCAGCAGCGGCAACAGUUCAAAAUGUGAUAGCCAAACGGGAUUACAGUGUGAAUAGUGUCAACAGUCAUGUGAUCAAAAGUGUGAGUGCAAAAUCAGCUGCCUACCCGACCAGAUUCGACAAAUCGUACUACGACUACCAGAAUGGGCAGCUCUCGGUUACCGGGACUCCGAAGCCACCCACAACCGAGCUGGACGAUGUGCUGAUUAGUGUUAAAACGACAAAGGGCUACCACGACACUCGACUGGAAAUGAUCAUCAAAACGUGGUACCAGCUGGCAAAAGAACAGACGUGGUUCUUCACCGACACCGACGAUCAGCACUAUCAAAAGUUGACGAAUGGUCACAUGGUCAACACCAACUGCUCGCAAGGACACUUUCGUAAGGCGCUCUGCUGCAAGAUGGGAAAAGAGUUCGAGUUUUUUCUGGACAGUGCUAAAAGAUGGUGGUGCCACUUUGACGACGACAACUACGUGAACGUGCCGCGGCUCGUACGGCUUCUGGACGAGUACAGUCCAACGCAGGACUGGUACCUGGGGAAACCCAGCAUCUCCUCGCCGUUGGAGAUUUUUCUAGAUAAUACCAAAACAUCGUCGGGGACAAACAAGAAGGUGACCUUCUGGUUCGCGACCGGCGGAGCCGGAUUCUGCAUCAGUCGAGCAUUGGCACUGAAAAUGUUGCCCAUCGCUAGCAGCGGCAAGUUCGUGGCCAUAGGCGAUAAGAUUCGCUUUCCCGAUGACGUCACCAUGGGUUUCAUCAUCGAGCACAUUCUUAAUGUUCCUUUAACCGUGGUGGAUGCAUUCCACUCGCACCUGGAGCCGAUGGAGUUCAUACGCCCGGAAACGUUCCACGAUCAGGUUUCCUUCAGCUACGCCCGCAUGAAGAACGAGUGGAACGUAGUCAAGGUGGACGGUUUCGAUCUGAAAACCGACCCGAAGCGAAUCUACUCGCUGCACUGCUAUCUCUAUCCGUUCUUCAGUAUAUGUCCGAAAACGACCAAACGAAGAUGA